Messenger RNA from Cucumis sativus (cucumber), 691 nucleotides. RefSeq lists its product as uncharacterized. Lineage: Eukaryota; Viridiplantae; Streptophyta; Magnoliopsida; Cucurbitales; Cucurbitaceae. The transcript is spliced from 2 exons. Bases 17 to 496 code for a protein of 159 amino acids. The record is from RefSeq and is a predicted model, not a curated record.
CACAUCAUUUGGUCAUAUGCACAUAGUCGUGUGCACUGCAUGGUCGCGCACAUCCCCACGCACUUGGCCAUGUGCAUAUGACCUUGGUUGUGUAGGACUUGCGAUAGCACGAGCUACUCCUGAUGCCUUUGGACUUUGUCGGGGCAUGAUUAAACUACUCCUUGGUUGUGCUGGGGAGUCUUGCAAAAAUGUUUUCAUUAUUGUGGGGCUUAUUUUGAGGUGUGACACCCUCCUCAACUCAAUCUCGCAAUGUCCUUAUUACGCUUGGCUUGAAUUAUUCAAUUUUGUCCAAGAAUUGCCAAACUACAGCUACUCGGGAUAUGGAGCUUAUUCUGGUAAGGUAAGCAAGCAAUUCUAUUUCUUCACUGCUUUAGAACUUUUGAAGUGCUUUUCCUGUGAAACUAUGGGUUCAAAAAAUGUAUUUUGCCAUUUGAUCUUCUUCUGCACACUUUCUUUUGGCUGCAACAUGCAGGGCAGAGUUAGCACAAGGGCUUGAAAUAUAAAUUUGGUUAAAACUAUUCUAUCACUCUUCUUUAUGAUGCCACUGCAGCUUCUACUUCCAAAAUUCAUCAUGGCAUCUCUAAUUUCCUCCUCUAUAGCUUUUGAGUUCAGUAAUAAGUAGUGAUUUGUAUUAUUUUGUAGUUGUUCACUCCCAAAUUGAUAUUGACAUUUACUUGUUAGACUCAGUCAA